Messenger RNA from Humulus lupulus (European hop), 1392 nucleotides. RefSeq lists its product as uncharacterized. The transcript is spliced from 3 exons. The record is from RefSeq and is a predicted model, not a curated record. NCBI's taxonomy places the organism in Eukaryota, Viridiplantae, Streptophyta, Magnoliopsida, Rosales, Cannabaceae. The coding region runs from base 451 to 1191 and encodes 246 amino acids.
AUGGCUUUGACUUCGCUUAUAUUGGCCGGCCACCCUCAACUCACCUAAUGUCUAAUAACCUACUUUAAAUUAAUACUCUGAUUCUCAUUUCCUUACAUUAAAAAAAGUGAGUGAUAUAUUAUAAAUAUAUUUUUUUACAAAUAUUUGUCACAAACGGAUCCCAAGUUCGAGAAGAAUGAAAAAAAGGUGGGAAAUCAAAACCAGUUAGGGGGGAACACACACCCAUUUUGAAGAGCUCUUUUUUUCAGUGACGGAGUUGGCUUCAUAUGAACUACUCUUUCUCUCUCUAGAAUAGUAUUUAAUAUUUAUCCUACCAACUAUGCAAUUUCACUCUUAUUUUGUCCUCUGGUGAAUUAAUCUAGAGGUGGGUGUUUCCUCAUUCAUGGAAAAGAAACUUCACGAGAUUUCCAUGGACAUUGCAAUACCCUUUACUCCGAUCCAAACUUGAAAAUGAGUCAACUCGGUAUGAUAUUACAGGAAUCGCUGAGUCGAGAGAGGGAAGCGAGAACGAUUCUGUGUUUUCUGAGAGAACAAAUGGACGUAGUGGAUGGAGGUAGAGGUAGGAGGAGGAGUCUGAAAGAACGGUUUGGAUUGAAAGGAAUGGGUUGCUGUGGGGCCACGUGGGGUUUCAGGCCAACAGUGAUAAGCGUUAGAGAUAACAAUGACGAAGAAAACGAAAACGACAUCGAAGAAGGAGAAAAUCAAGAACGACAAGCUCUGGAAACCAUAAUAAACAACGGGACUCGGCAGAAUCAGCCGGAGAACAACACGGAUCCGGAUUGCUCCGAUCCGGAUCCGGGUCAUUCGGCGCCGAGCAUGAACCUUGCAGCGGCUCUGGCCGCCGAAAGACAAUUCCGGCAAACAAACGAAGCCCCCGCGAGGGAUGGAGCUGGGAACGAGGCGGCGACAAGAACGGCGGGGAGUACGGGUCCGGGAACGCCUAUGAGGGUAUCGCUGAUGAGAUUACUGGAGGAAACGGAUGGUCGUGAUGCGACGGAGAUGAAUGUAGGAGGCGGAGGAGGAGUGGGGAAUGAUUCGGUGUGCUGCGUGUGCAUGGGAAGGAAGAAAGGCGCGGCUUUCAUCCCAUGUGGGCAUACCUUUUGCAGGGUGUGUUCAAGAGAGAUGUGGUUGAAUCGAGGUGCCUGUCCCCUCUGUAAUCGUCCCAUCCUCGAGAUUCUCGACAUAUUCUAAGACCAUCACCAUCACCAUCACCAUCAUCAUCUCUUCGCUUGAUCUGUGCUCGACUUUUGUGCUUUUGGGUCGAAUUAUAAGAAUUUUCACGUAACAGAAAAAACCACAUUCCAUUUUUAUUUUUGUAAUGUAAAAAAAUAUCGUUUCUAUGAUUUUAGUGUACAAUUGCUACAUCAAAUGAAAAUUCUCAUUAUUGUUUUU